GAGAAGAUGCUGUCGGAGUUCGCCUUCGUGCAGCGGGGGCUGGACUCGGAGGAGGGCCCCGGCCAGCACGCCUACGAGGUGGAGCGCGAGGAGCUCUUGCACGUGGACCUGGAGCGCCGGGAGGUCGUCUGGAGGCUGCCCGAGUUCCAGCACUACUCCGGGUUCUCCGUCGCCGGCUCGCUGGCGGGCAUGGCCGUGCUGCGACACAGCCUGGACAUCCUCAUGCGCCGCUCCAACAACACCCCGGCCCAGAACGUCCCCCCGCAGGUGACGGUGUACCCGAAGGACCCGGUGGCCCUGGGGGAGCCCAACCUGCUCAUCUGCCUGGCCGAUGGCUUCUCACCCCCGGUGAUCAACCUGACCUGGGUGAAGAACGGGCAGGAGGUGAAGCCGGGCGAGGAGACGGACUUCUACCCCAAGGCGGACAACUCCUUCCGCAGGUUCUCCUACCUGGCCUUCGUCCCUGACCCUGAGGACAUCUACUACUGCCGCGUGGAGCACUGGGGCCUGGCCCAGCCCCUCACCAAGGAGUGGAAUGCCAACAGUGCUGAGCCCCUCCCAGAGACGAAGGCGAACGUGGUGUGUGUCCUGGGCCUGGUUGUGUGCAUCACGGGCAUCAUCGUGGGCGUUGUCUUCAUCAUGAAGAUCCGGCGGUUGAAUGCGGCCAACGUACGCCGGAGGCCCACAUGGCGGAUGCGCCUCCCUGCUGAGAUCUGCCCCUGCCUCUUCCUCCACUUGCAUCCUUCGUGCCUCCUUUCUUGGCAAAACCUUUCCUCCUGGGGAGGGGGCACUCUCCUGAUCCCCAACACCCUCUGAUGUGGCCCUUCCCACCAAUAUGGCUCCCACACUGAAAUGGCCCAGCACGGGGCAGCCAGGGAAGGAGAGAGAAUAACACGGCAACACCCGGGGUUUAGUCCUGGGGUUUAGUACCAGACGUCAUCCAUUUAAUUAAUUAUGGAAAGGUUACUGCUGCUACUGGUUUUAUUGUAUUUAUUGCUGUAAUUGAGAUUAUUCGAUUGUUUUCUAGCUGAAAUGUAUUGUGUUUGGUUGGCUUGUAAACCGCCCUGAGCCCUUUGGGGGUAGGGCGGUCUACUAAAUCAAAUCGACGACGUCCACACGACAACGACAACAGCACAGCCGUGCUAGCUCCACCCCCAGUGGGCUCGUAUCAAUCCCUUCCAUUUUUGCUUAGAUCAAGGGAGACCCCACUGACAGCCAGAGCAGUUUCCAUUCCUGAUGCCCCAGCAUCUCUUCCCAAGGGGAGGGACUCCCCCCUCACACCAGUCCUUGAAGCCCUCCAGUCUGGGGGUGCAGAUGGGGAUUAGCAGUGGGAGACUUUCUGUCUCUUCCCACGUUCUUUGCGUGUCCAAGGGUGUAUGUGUGGGGGUGUGGGUGUGGGUGUGGGUGUGGGUGUGGUGUCUCAGCCUACUUCUGCAUCCAAAGGACCUCUGGAAACAACCGGCUUGGAACCUUACCUGGGCUGUGCUGCUGGCCACUUGAUUUCCACCCUGUCAGGGAUCUGGAGAGAGCCUGCCAUGUUCCAGAGCAUCCCACUAGUGGGAAGUCUUAGAGCUCCCUGUCAGUGAAGAAGGACAGCUGACUGACUCACCUUUGGACUGGCUCUUCUCCUGUUUACAGCAGCCUGACAGGCAGAAGUCACACAGUUAAAAGCAUCUUGUAUAGCGGAGAAAUUCAGGUGAGUCGCCAUGCUGGUCUGAAGCAGCACUUUUAAGACCAACCAAGUUUUAUUCUUGGGAGAAGCUUUUGUGUGCAUCUGCACUGAGGCCAUUAGACCAAAGCCUUUUUCACAUAAUAGGAGUUAGAGGAAAACCUUCUGAGUUGGGAGUGUGACUCACAGGAGCGCCAUCGGCUCAAUUCCUCUGCUGUUCAGGGCUCAGAGGCGGUGGGGUCAGUAGAAAAGGAAUCUCCCUGGUAGUUGGUUUCCUCUGUGUAGGAACCUCGCUGCCAGCGAGGGAGAGAAGGACCUGAUCCCUCCACACAGGAGUGGACAGGCGGUGAAGCCAUCAGGAGAUUUUGUGCUCAGAAAAUUCUGUGCUCACCAUGCACCAACAGCCCCUCAUCCCAUAAUAAUUCUGGGUUGGGGUCCCCUUCAGUGGUCUCCGGAAUGAACCUAAGGCUUCCUCUAGAGCAAAUCCCCCAGCCCUGGCUCUUUUAUGAGUCUGAGGUAAAGGAUAGAGAAUAAAUAUAAAUA
Molecule: messenger RNA, 2212 nt
Organism: Sphaerodactylus townsendi
Lineage: Eukaryota; Metazoa; Chordata; Lepidosauria; Squamata; Sphaerodactylidae
Product: mamu class II histocompatibility antigen, DR alpha chain-like
Exons: 4
Coding region: 7-816 (269 amino acids)
Biological process (GO): peptide antigen assembly with MHC class II protein complex; immune response; antigen processing and presentation of exogenous peptide antigen via MHC class II
Cellular component (GO): MHC class II protein complex; membrane
Molecular function (GO): MHC class II protein complex binding
Source: RefSeq, a predicted model, not a curated record